AUGGAGGCCCAUACCCAACAGUUUGGCCGCCAGAGGUGCGAGACAGAAAGGUCUUUGCACGAGAUCACUGAAUAUUUCUGGCACAAGGAAUCUGAUGUGAAUGCGUCGCUACACUAUGUCGAUAGUGUUUUUGAUCGUGAAGUCGAGUGCCGGCGUCCUGACUGGACUACUACUUGUUACAUGCUUGAAAGAGUGUACAACUAUCGGGAGAAGAUGAUUGAACAACUUACGAACCUUGUUGUGGCUUGGUGCAUAGCCAUGGAAGAGCUCGCAAACGAUAAGUCGAAUUCGCAGUGGAAGGAUGCGAUAGAGCACAAGAUGAGAGAGAGGAUUGUGCUUACGCUUCGGAAACCCAAAGACAUCCCGUUGCCUUCUAUCACAUUUUCAGACUCAACCAAUGGCUUUGACCUCCACAUCCCAAUCACCAAGAUGAGAAGUGAUGCCAAAAUCUAUGUUCCUAUGUUCAAGGCCAUGCUGCUCUUGGCCUUCACCAGGAACGACGGCUGUCUCGUCAUCUCAUACUUGGUCACCAGCAGGACAGGUGGAUCUACCAGGGCCCCUCCUCAGGACAUCCAUCAAGAAGAAAAAGAGACGGAAAACAAAAAAGAGAAGGGGAAGGAAAAAUAG
Trichoderma virens Gv29-8 is the source of this 627-nucleotide messenger RNA. RefSeq lists its product as uncharacterized. The coding region runs from base 1 to 627 and encodes 208 amino acids. Lineage: Eukaryota; Fungi; Ascomycota; Sordariomycetes; Hypocreales; Hypocreaceae. The record is from RefSeq and is a predicted model, not a curated record. The transcript has 4 exons.